ACGCGGCGUGCGGGGAGGCUGGUGCCCCGCUUGCUCCGCCUCCUGGUACCCACGCAGACGCACAGACGCACGCACACGUUCGCUCUCGCACAUACACGCGCGCAUUCGUUCGCUCGCUCGCUAGUUCGGCCGCUCGGGUCUGUACCCCGCGUGCCCACUCGGGUUGUGUUCUCGCUCCCCGGGUCUGCCAUCCCCACUCCGCUACCAGAGGCGAGUGGUAGUGUCGCGGGAGGAGAGGGGGGGUUUGCGUGGUGUGAACAUAUUAGAGAAAAGAAAAUAUUGAUAAGUGAAAACGGUUUUUAUCAGUGGUGUUGAAGAGAAAGAGAAUAAAUUUUAUAAAUAGACAGCUGUUGGUGCUUUGAUAUCGGUGGAGUUGCCAUGUGAGUCUCGGUCAUCGUUCGUCGCUCUUUCGUUGUUUGUCUGGCAAGGAAGAGCCGCCCUGCCAGCGGCCGGCAUGGGCACGCGACGCGAUAACCGGCUGUCGGAGGGCGGCCCCGUGCGCCCCCUCCACGUCAAGCAGGACCACGACCGCAGGAACCAGGAGCUCCUGAAGCAGCUUUCGAACGGAACGGCGCCCUCCAAGAGGCCGCCUCCCUCCUCCUCGGCUUACAUGUCCAAGUCCUUGACGCUCGAGCUGGAGAAGGGCCUGCAGGGGUCGUCCGCCAAGGCGCACGGGAAGAAGUCGUACCUGCGGCAGACGUCGAGCUCCGUGAUGAGGAGCAGCCACGGCGGCGGCGAGAAGGACGCCCCGGCAGCCGGGAGGAGGAAGCGCGACGCGAGUCCUUCCAAGGCGCCCAACAACCGCCUGGAGAAGAAGGCGAGUCCGGGCGGCGACGCCCCCAGGCGAGCCGACGUCUUCGAGAGGCUGUCGAAGGUGGACUCGAACAAGAGCUCCGCCGGCCACAGGCUGCCCCGCGACCGCAGUCCCCAGAAGGGCGGCCGCAGGAGCCCCCAGGAGAGGAACAGCCUGGGGGAGAGGAGCCAGAGCGGGCGCAAAACGAGCUCGCAGGGCAGGAGGAGGGACGCCAGCCCGACGAAGGGUGGCGGCGAGGCCAUCCGAGGGGGCAACAAGCGGGCCCUGGUCGGCGGGGGCGCGGGCAGGGGCGCCCCUCCCGCCCUCAAGAAUGACGAGGACGUCGACUCGUCCGCCGCGAAGCUGGCGCAGGAGAACAUCCCCGAGUCGGUCGACAAGGACCUCGACGACCCCCCGGCGCGGGCGAGCGUGGGCGGCCCCGCAGGCCCCUCUCGUGGGGCGGGUGAGGCUGUCACGCGCCCGGCCUCCCUGGGCGUCACUCCGCCCAAGGUGGAAGGCAGAGGCGAGGCCUCCUCCCCCGGGGCCGGAGACAGCUCCUUGCGGACGCCCACGGAGGCGCCGGCCAAGCAGAGACACGUGGCAAAGGAGCAGUCGGCCCCCAGCAGGAGAGACAGGGCCGGUGACCCGAAGACGCCUCCCGAGCGCCGCGCCAGGACGGCCGAAAAGCCUCCGGCGCCACAGGAAGCGCCCGCGGCGAGAACGAAGCCAAAGAAAGCGGGGAUGGAGGUGGCGAGGCUGCCGUCGCCGGCGGAGGUGAUCCAGAAGGUGCGCGAGCGCGUGAGCGACGGCUCCCCGACGAGCAAGGCGCCUCCGGGCGUGGACGACGACAAGGACGUGUGCGAGGCCGACAAGGCGGAGGACGAGCGCGAGUUCUACAGGAUCAGCGUUCAGACGAGGCUCGUCAGCUACAACAACAGCACGCUGGUCAUCAAGAACACGUCGAAGGCGGCGGCGGUGGGCGACAAUGCACACAGCGACGCCGAGGCUGACUCAGCCGAAGCCACCUUGCAAAGCUCAUCAGCGGCGGCAGCUGGGGCGGGCGCCGCCGCAGCUGACGUGGAAGCUGACACUGACGCCCCCCGCUGCCACCCUGCGGCCGAGGCGGGCGACGGCGGCCUGUUUCGCACGGGGAGCCUCCGGGGGAAACUCAGUACCUUCGUCAGCAAGGGCAGCAACAUCGUCAGCAAGGGCAGUGACUUCGUGAGCAGAGGCAGGAACUUCCUGUGCGACGUCUACAGCGCCACGCACAGCAGGCUGGCCGCCCGGAUCGCCGGCAGCGACGAGAGCGGCCCAAGCACGCGCUCCGCCUCGCCCUGCAGCGCCGCCUCCUUCGACGGGGAUGACCUUCGCGUGGGCGGCGCCAGGGACAGCGACAGCGGAUACUUCAGCAUCAGCGAGGGCAACCCGGGCUUCCUCAGGCGCCACGUCCGCGCGGCGUCGUGGCACUGCCCUAGCGCCUACCGCGGGAUGCCAGGCGCCUCCCCGCUGCCGCCCUGCCCCCCUGCCUCCUCCUCCUCGACCUCUGCCAGCAGCGGGGGCGCCGCCGCGACCACUGAGACGCAGACGAAGGUGCGAGGCGAACCCGCGAUGGAGGCUGAGACGGUCGCGAGGCCAGAGGGCGCGGAUCAGGGCGGCGCCGAGAGGAAAGAGGGCGGCGACGGGGCGGCGAAGGGGCCCACGGUGGACGAGGACUGGAUCAAGAAAAACAUCCUGUGCACGUGCAAGUGCCAGCGCCGGGCCGAGGGCGUCGCGGGGCAAACGGAAGAGAGCGUCGCAGGGCGCACGGAAGCGGACACCGACAACGCCGACGCGGACGAGGCGCAGAGCGGCGCCAACUGCGAGAGCAUGAUUAGCGAGAGCAGCGCCACGGAGAGCGAGGCGCAGGAGGAGGAGGAGGAGGAGGAGGAGGAAAUGUGCUUCUGCUCCUGCCACGAGGUCGGCCCCGACGGACACGUCCUGCAGCACCUGCCGGAGGAGGUGAAGGAGCUCCUCGACGCAGAUCACGCAAGCAGAAUCCACAUCAUGUCGAAACCCAAGCCAGUCAUGCCCUAG
Penaeus indicus is the source of this 2866-nucleotide messenger RNA. RefSeq lists its product as uncharacterized. Lineage: Eukaryota; Metazoa; Arthropoda; Malacostraca; Decapoda; Penaeidae. Bases 455 to 2866 code for a protein of 803 amino acids. The transcript has 3 exons. The record is from RefSeq and is a predicted model, not a curated record.